Messenger RNA from Sphaeramia orbicularis (orbiculate cardinalfish), 1726 nucleotides. RefSeq names its product tissue factor-like. Gene Ontology annotation, molecular function: protein binding; cytokine receptor activity. Gene Ontology annotation, biological process: blood coagulation; cytokine-mediated signaling pathway. The coding region runs from base 99 to 980 and encodes 293 amino acids. Gene Ontology annotation, cellular component: plasma membrane. The record is from RefSeq and is a predicted model, not a curated record. Lineage: Eukaryota; Metazoa; Chordata; Actinopteri; Kurtiformes; Apogonidae. The transcript is spliced from 6 exons.
ACAACUGAGCGCGAGGCAUCAGAAGAGUCCGACUACCGGCACGCGCAGCUGAACUCACCUGGACUAAACCACUGUAUCUGAGAGCACCUGAACGCACCAUGGACGCAUGGACCAGGACACUGUGUGCGGCGGUUUGGAUGUGUGUGCGCAUGUGUGUGUGCGCACAGUCUGCGUCCGACUCUUUUCCCAGAGCGCAGAACGUGACCUGGAAGUCGACCAACUUUAAAACGGUUCUGACCUGGGAACCCGAACCUUCGGCCCAUUACUCCUACACCGUAGAGUUCUCUCAGGUGGGCAGGGACCGUCAGAAGAACCCCCACUGCUUCCGUUCGUCUAAAACUCAGUGUGACCUCAGCAGUUCUCUGACCGACCUCAGCGUCUGCUACACAGCCGACGUCCUGUCCGAACCGCCGCUGGGCGUGACCUCUGAACUCACCGAGUUCCCCCACACCAGGUCACCACGAUUCUGCCCCAUGGAAGACACUGACAUCCUCAGACCAGACUUUAAGCUUCAUGUGAGUGAGGACAAGAGGAAGACCACCCUGUACGUGUCCGACCCCCUCACCGCCAUCUUCAAAGAUGGCCGCCAGCUGACCAUCAGGGACGUGUUCGGCGAGCGGCUGGAGUACAAAGUCACGUACCGCAGGAACCAGAGCACGGGAAAGAAAGUCUACAACUCCAAGAGCAACGUGGUGGAGCUGACGGAUCUGGACCGAGGAGACAGCUACUGCUUCCAGGUCCAGGCUUUGAUCCGCGACCGAAGACCGGACAAACAGCUGGGAGAGCUGAGCCGGACGCUGUGUUCCCAUGACGACGACCCCUCCAUCCUGGAAGUGUACUCAGUGGGUGUGAUCGCUGGUGCCAUCUUCAUCAUCCUCCUCCUCAUCGGCGUCAUCAUCGCAGUCACAGUCAUUUGUUGCAAACGCAGGAAGAAGACUCUGAAAAAAGAAAAAGAAGGAGUUCCACUGAAUACAGUCUGAGAAGUGUGUGUGUGUGUGUGUGUGUGCGUGCGUGCGUGUGUGCGUGUGCGUGCGUGUGUGUGUGUGUGCGUGUGUGUGUGCGUGUGCGUGCGUGUGUGUGCGUGUGCGUGCGUGCGUGUGUGUGUGUGUGUUGAACACUACAGUUCAGUCCUUCCUAUAGUUUCUGUGAAACUGGUUUUAAAUUCCUGCUGUUUUGCUUCUGGAUCGUUUCCUGCUGCAGAAACAGUCUGUGUGACUGUGGGUUCGAAGGGUUGGCGGUUCGAAUCCUGGCUCAGACUGGUCCACAUGUGGAAGUGCCCUUGGGCAGGACACUGAACCCUAAAAGUCUCCCAGUGGGACCAGUAUGGCAGCAGCUGUCCACUGGUGUGAGUGAAUGGCAGGUGUGUGAAGGCUUCAGACACAGGUCCAGUGUGUGAAAGCAGCGUACGGAGCAGACCUGAACGUGUUCUGGAGGAAAAGCUGAACCUUCUGCUGAACCUUCUGCUGUAUGUGACGCACCGACGCCUUCUGUCCUCUGGAAACAUCUGGACCUGCUGCUUUUAUUUAUUCAGUCUUUUUUUUAUUCUCUAACUUAAACUUGGUGGAAGCUCUACUUUAUGGGAAUCAAGACCUAGUAUAUUUUAUUUUUCUAUCAGAUGGUUAAUUUAUUAUUUUUGUCUGAAAUUAACAUGUUUUAACUUCAGAUCUGAGAUUCUGUUGGUAUUUGGUUAAAAUCUGUAAAGAAUAAAUGUUUGACACAACAUGAA